Molecule: messenger RNA, 2572 nt
Organism: Paramacrobiotus metropolitanus
Lineage: Eukaryota; Metazoa; Tardigrada; Eutardigrada; Parachela; Macrobiotidae
Product: cyclin-dependent kinase 11B-like
Exons: 5
Coding region: 569-2248 (559 amino acids)
Biological process (GO): protein phosphorylation; intracellular signal transduction
Cellular component (GO): cytoplasm
Molecular function (GO): ATP binding; protein serine/threonine kinase activity
Source: RefSeq, a predicted model, not a curated record
CAUUUCAAACCCUACUCUACGCUCGUCGCCAAAGCGAUUCUGCUCGUGCUUCGGUUCAGGGUUGGCUUCUGCUGGGUGGCAGUACUGUGUCUGUGUGUUAUUUUCUCUCUUGGCCAAAAAACCAUCAGCUGAAUCUUUUUUGUUUAUCUUUUGCCUCACUUUUAGGUAUUCAUGGUCAUUCGACUGUAGACUUUUGUUCUAAUUUCAAUAGCGGUCAUUGACACGCAACUGAUAAGACUGGCCUCUUUAUCACUUUUCUAACAGGCUUUGUUGAUCUUCUCCUAAAAGGCUAAAUGCUUCGAGUUUCGGAGUGUUGUUGUUGUCGACUAAGGAAAUUUUAUCGCAACUCUGUGUGCCUGAAACCCAGCUAGAUAAUACUGCUGAGUGCUGAAUGUAUUAAAAUUGUACGGUUGGUGCCUCGAUGCAGACUAGCCCGAUGGAGCUUACAGGUUGAUUAUAAAAAUUUACAACUCGCUCCGGUGUGCAGCGUGCACGGUUUGUUAUUCCUCGUUCUCGUCCACGUUUUUAUGCCCACUUAUUUUCUCCUUGAUCGUCUCCUGAAUGUGGCAUGCCAGCGACAGCUUCACCGGACUGUAUGGCUAUUUGUGUUCCAGCGGAACAAAAUGAAACUUUCACCGUGAACGAAGAUGUAGUCAGUGUGGAUGAAGACGGAACGGACAUUGUGUCCGAGACGGAAUGUCUACUGACGUCCACGCUAAAAAAUGGCCGCAUAUCACUGCUGUCGUCCGCUAGAACAACCCUGCCACAUGAAAUCGAAGCCGUUUCCGAGUACACCCAUGCCGUGGUUACCACAUCGAGAACGGUUGGGCUGCUCCCACCAAUUCCCGAGAGCGAUGGAUGGGAAAGUUUUGAGCCACCGAAAGACUCGGAGGAGGAAGAACAGGAGUCUGCUGGCGAGCGGGAGAAAAUGUUUCUGGUAAAUCAUGAGCAUCAUGAUGAUGAAGAUGACGACUUUCCUGUUCCCUCCUUCACAAGAAUCGUCCAUGAGCACGACGAAGCACACUUUGAAGGCCAGCACGACAAUGAUACUGCCCAGUUGUUUCAUGAUCUCUUGCAUCUUAAUCAUGUUGGAGACCAUGUGGCAUUUUCUGGAGCCGAUAGUCAUCAGUAUCUUUUUCAGCAUUUUGACACCGACGCCCUGGAGUUCGAAGAGGCUGCGGCGGUUAGACCGAAAUUUAUUGGACAGUAUCUGCUUGGAGAUUGUUUAGGUGAAGGAAGUUAUGCCAAAGUGAAAGAAGCCUUAAAUACAAUUACUUUAGAACGGACUGCCGUUAAAAUUUUCUCUCCUGUAAAAUUAAAAAGGAUUCCUAACGGUAUGCAGAAUGUGCUGAAGGAAGUUAAUAUACUGCGGAAACUGGAUCAUCCCAACGUGUGCCGGAUGAGGGAGUUAUUGAAGAAGGAAUUAAAGAAGAAAUUGUAUUUGAUUAUGGACUUUGCGGUUUGUGCCAUUAGUGAUUUGACAAAGACCUUGCCUCAAGAACGUCUUCCGGCCUGGAAAGCUCACUAUUAUUUUGUACAGUUACUCGAUGGAUUGCAGUAUUGUCAUUCGAAAGGUGUGAUACAUAAGGACCUCAAGCCUAGUAAUCUCGUUGUCACUACACAGGAUACCCUGAAAAUUAUCGAUUUUGGGGUCGCCGAACAGCUUUCUCCUUAUGCUUCAAAUGAUUUAAUCUUCAGCAGCCAAGGUACUGAAUACUGGUUUCAUUACACUGCUUUUAGGCCGUCAUUGGACGCCGUGCGCCACCAUCCCUGGGUUCGGCGGCACUGGCCGAUGCCACCGGCGGGAAUUCCCAUACAGGAAACUAUUGAUAAGGCCGCCGUUCGGUCGGUGGACAGCUUCCUGCCCUACAUCAAGUCUUAUUAUCACUCCAGCGCCCGCACCAGUCGAGCUGGCAGUAUUUGUUGUACUACGGGUGGACGCAUACAGCAUCACCAUCAUCACUAUCCCCGCUGUCAUUCGCAUCAUCUGGUACCGCACAACAGCACCUGGAAAUCUUGUCGACCCAACCAUGAUCGACGUCGAACGUCCAUUGAGCCGCGACUUUUAGCGCACAAUAACAGUAUCCGGAGUAUUCAUAAACAUAGAGAUGCUACUAAUCGUCGUGCCACUAUCGAUGAAACCGCUACUGGAGAGCAUUCAGUAGGCGCGGCCACAUUGGACCGGUCUGAGAGUGCUGAGCAAGGUUGUUUUGCUGUCAAAAAGUGGAAGCUGUGUAGAGUUACAUGAAUUAUGUAUUAGAUAGACAGUUUGAGAGUUCGCUUGCAGCUAUUAUGGGUAUGGUUUUUUGGACACUUGGUCUUUGUUUGUUGACAUGUUGAUUUGUACAGCAUUAUUCCCGGUACGUUUUUUUGUUUCUUUGUUCAGCCUGUGUUUAUGCUAUAGUGCGCCUUUUUUCUCGUUUAAAUCCCCGUCGGCUUUCAAAGUUUCAGUCUUCUGUUUGAUACGGUCCCGUUCUGUUUUGUGUUGGGAAUUCGCUUCUUGUGGCGAGCUUUUUGUUGAUUCGACGAAACGAGUUCCUGAUUAAUUGAUUAAAACCACAUGUGACUUGAA